CGGCCGCUUUCGAUUCUUUCGCUUAUCUCCCUCGGACUGCGUAUCAGAUUGGAGUUAGAGGCAAUCGACAGACAGCUAUGGCAGAAGAGGCAAAAGACCCUUUCAAGGGAGUCGAUUGGAAGGCCGUGGGUGGCGAUAUGCAGAAAGAUCCCAGCUCUAUAAACAUUUUAAAGAAAAGGCGUCCAACAAAAGUUAGGCAAAUUCCAGAGUAUUAUUUUCUUCCUAGAAGAUCCCUUUCCUCGGUCCUUGCAUUCUAUGGGGCGUGUAUUGCAGGUGGAAUUGGAGCUGGGAUGCUGGUGGAGAUAUGGAUUAAGGAUAAAGUUAAAAAGGAUGGAGGCGUCGUCUGGGAGUUUGACAAGUAGAGUACAGAGAGAUGAAGUUGUAAUAAGAUCAUCCAGUUCUGGGUUUUGUUUUGUUGUCAAUCCUUAGUUUUG
This is a messenger RNA of Cucurbita maxima (winter squash), 434 nucleotides long. RefSeq lists its product as uncharacterized. The coding region runs from base 78 to 362 and encodes 94 amino acids. NCBI's taxonomy places the organism in Eukaryota, Viridiplantae, Streptophyta, Magnoliopsida, Cucurbitales, Cucurbitaceae. The record is from RefSeq and is a predicted model, not a curated record. The transcript is spliced from 4 exons.